Trichoderma citrinoviride is the source of this 1575-nucleotide messenger RNA. RefSeq lists its product as hypothetical. The record is from RefSeq and is a predicted model, not a curated record. Bases 1 to 1575 code for a protein of 524 amino acids. NCBI's taxonomy places the organism in Eukaryota, Fungi, Ascomycota, Sordariomycetes, Hypocreales, Hypocreaceae. The transcript has a single exon.
AUGCCCAUCUCCAUCACGAUGCGCCCGCCGGAGAGCUUCCGGGACAAAGAGAGCGAGCUGGCCAUGCGUAUCAAGCAGCCCUUCAAUGCUGCGGCAGUGGGUGAUCUCAUCCAGAUGAUGCCCUUUUCGAAUCGAAACGACCCGGACAUCCAAGCUCUCGUUGAGGUCAUGCAAAAGGCUGACAUCACGUUUGCCAACAACGAGAACACCGUCGUUGAUCGCCUCACUUUCCGUGGCCCCGUCUCCCACAUGGAGGCAGACAAGAGUGUGAUAGACGACUGGAAGAAUAUGGGUAUUGACAUGGUCACAAAGGCAAACAAUCACACCUUCGACAACGGGGACCCAGGUCUUGUACAGAACCUCGAACAACUCCGCCGCGUAGGAAUUGAAUACGUCGGAACGGAUUACAACACAGUCGAAGCCCGACUUGCCCGCUUCAAGACUACGCCCAAGGGUAUCGUAGGCUUCAUCGGUGCUUAUGCGGAAACCGAAGACUACUCUCAGCUGGUUGGCAUUCCUACGGGAAACACCGUGGUCGUAACGCCUGAACAGCUUGAGCAGGUGCGAGCAAUUCGCGACAGCAUAAUUGCCCGCCGAGACGAGGUUAGCAGACCGCUCGGCAUGCCAAAAGCUGACCCCGAAGGAUCUGUCCUCGUCUUUGGGCGGCAGUUCAGAGUGCAAACUGCCAGCGCGGAGGCAGACGAAGAAGUGACCGGCAUCAAGAAGCGCCUCGAUCACCACUUCGGUUCCAAGGGCAAAAUAGUGUACAAGAACAACUCUCUGCGCCUGAGAGUUUCCCACAGCGUCACGGCGGAGCAGAUGAAGCAGCUCAAAGUUAUCGCCGGUGUCGACCCCAACGACGGCUCCGAGACGCUGGACGCCUUUGAUGUUCACUUCAAGGUGGCCGAAAAGCCUGGAGAAUAUAGCUACGAGAUGGAGCCUCAAGAUCUCCGCGACAUUCUCCGCGAGGUCCGUUCUGGCAAGCAGUUUUCCGAUUUCCUCAGCGUCACCAUACACUGGCAUCAGAACCGCUUCUCCUUCCAGCACUACUCCUUCGACCACUAUCCAGCAGAUUUCCAGAUCAAGUUCGCGCGGCAAGUCAUCGAUCACGGCGCCGAUUUCUUCUUCGCCCACGGUGUGCACACGCUCAAGGGCGUGGAGAUAUACAAGGGGAAGCCAAUCUUCUACGGUAUCUCCAACUUUGUCUUCCAAAACUCCCAAUUCCGGUCCUGGCGCGACGAUGCCGCCUUUCGCGCUCCUACUCCUCUGGAAGGUCCUAUUAUUGGAGACGGCGAGAACAAUGAGGGCCGCUGGGCAUGGCUAGAUCUGCCGGAGAACAAGGAAGCUUUGCUGGUUUCAGCGGAUUAUCUUGAUGGAAAGCUGUCCCGAGUGCGUAUCUAUCCGGCCGACUUGGGGCGGACACCUCGCCCUGGCUCUAUGAUCGGAACUCCCACCAGGCCAACCGCUGAAGUCGCCAACGACAUUCUCGGGCGGCUCUGCGAGUACUCUCAGCCGUUUGGGACGAAGAUUAAGAUUGAAGACGGAGUGGGCGUGAUUGAUGUUACUGCUCAAUAG